Megachile rotundata (alfalfa leafcutting bee) is the source of this 1874-nucleotide messenger RNA. RefSeq names its product putative malate dehydrogenase 1B. Gene Ontology annotation, molecular function: malate dehydrogenase activity; oxidoreductase activity, acting on the CH-OH group of donors, NAD or NADP as acceptor. Gene Ontology annotation, biological process: malate metabolic process. Lineage: Eukaryota; Metazoa; Arthropoda; Insecta; Hymenoptera; Megachilidae. The record is from RefSeq and is a predicted model, not a curated record.
AAUUCUUAAGAAUUGCAUAUGAUAAAUAACUAUUAACAAACGUGAAUUUAACUCAAGAUUUUUCAAUUGUUAAUGGCGUGUAUAAAAUGUCACCAAGUAAAUGUACCACUGUAAUAGCUGGUAUUUUAGAAGAUCGUACUUUUAAUCAUAUAUGCUUCAUUGCUGAAAGUUUAUCCACUCUGUUACCGAAUUUUUAUUAUAAAUGCAUUUACAAAAGUUCAUCAGAAUGGGAAGUUUAUGAUGUAAAACUGCAACAACGUAAAUGUUUAUGUACACCAGAAGAGUGUCAUCAAAUAACAAUAAUAGGAGCAGGAACAUCAGUAUGUCCAGAUUUGGUUUGCCAGUUAUUAAUGACAAAAGAACUUUGGUGGACACAUGGAAUUAUUAUUAAUUUAUAUGACGAGCCAGGAUGUUUUUUUAAACUUAAAAAAAUACAUAGAGAUGCACGAGCAGUGGGUUCAGGUUUAAAUAGAGUGACUGUUUUAGACAAUGUACCUGAUGGAUUAAAAGAUUGUAAUAUAUUGAUAUACCUUGAUUCUUUUUUAAGGGAAGAACAUGAGGGUACAGAUGAAUUAUUGCAAAGAAAUUAUAAAUACAUAGAAGGAUUGUGUAUACAAAUAAAUGAAUAUGCACCCCCUUCCAUGAAAGUAAUUUUCUGCUCACCGGGUUUUACAUGUUUUUAUGUUAAUAUCGUACAUAAAUUAGUUACAAAAUUACCAAGUACAAAUAUUGUAGCUGUUAGUUCUCAUUACGGUUUAGAACUCAUAUAUCCAUUGGUACAUUCAUUAGGAUACACUUUAAAAAACUUCGGAUGUCCACCUGUAUGGGGCUAUUUGGGUUUGUUUUUACAUUAUUCAACUAUAGGAAUCAACUACUUUGUAGAUGUUGAUCGCAUGAUUCAAAAAGUUCAAACUCCACAGCAUGCAGAAUUAAGAUGGUUCUUCUAUAUGUCACAUAAUAAAAAGCCUUACAAAGAAAAUCUUAAACGGAAGGCACUUGCACAGUAUCAAUUAGGUAGAUCGGAAGAUUUUCAAAAAUGCAGAGCAAUUUGCGAUCUUUUAAAACUAUGGUAUAGCAAGAAAGAAAAUAUUGGAGACGAGAUUAUAUCAUUAGGAAUUGCAUCUGAUGGAUCUUUCGGUAUUCCAAAGGGACUCGUAUUCUCACAACCAGUACAUUUAAAAGUAUUAGAAGAUAAUUCACGAAUAUGGAUCCCUUUUAAAGAUUUCCCAAUGCCAAAUAUGCCAAUUUCUAUAUUUCGCAGUUUCAUAGACACUGCUAUAAUUAUUAACGAAAAAAUAACAGAAUUAAUACAGAAUUCUAAAUUUAAAGAAAAAUUUCCAGAAAUUAUUUAAUAAAUAAUUUGAAAUAUCUUUAAUCAAAAGAAUCAUUAUUUUAUUAUAUUAUUUAAUAUACAUAAAUACGAUAAAAGUAUGCAAAUUUAACAUAUCUAUUCAAAUUGAUCAUUGUUUUAUACAUUUACAAUUCUUAAAAUUGCACAUUUUGUAUAACCACUUAUUCUUUUCAUUUAAUUUAGACUUCAGCUGAUAUUUGAACAAUAAAAAUUAAAAACAUAUAUGAAAAUCACAUUAUGUAAUGUGCAACGAACCAUAGACGAUUAUACGAAACAUAAAUUUAAUAUGUGUGAUUAAAUUUACAUGUUUACUGAAUAAAUCAUAAGAAGAAUAAUAAAGUUUCUUAAGAUAAAUUUAUUACCUAGUAAAUACAAUUGAAUAAAUUAACUAAGAAAUAUUACCACUGAUUGCUUGAAAAAGAUCAUUGCGCUUAUAGUGAUUCUUUUAAAAAUAGUUGCAGAAAUAAUACUUUUCGCCAUAAUUAAUGUACUGGAAUUUGAUAUUACAAUUUUCUUGUAUAUA